Aaosphaeria arxii CBS 175.79 is the source of this 1151-nucleotide messenger RNA. RefSeq lists its product as uncharacterized. The transcript has a single exon. Lineage: Eukaryota; Fungi; Ascomycota; Dothideomycetes; Pleosporales. The record is from RefSeq and is a predicted model, not a curated record. The coding region runs from base 169 to 1005 and encodes 278 amino acids.
GAUCGACAGAAUUCACGCUCUUAUCUACUCAUUACUGUACACUACAUUUUUCAAGAAUUUGGUACUGUAAGAGUUACUCUUUCCCAUUCAAGUUCAAAUUUAUCAACAAGGGAGCGCUUUGAGUAGCCUUUUCGCAGCACGAGCGUGCACCCGCUGGCCCCGACGACCAUGAAGAAGUAUUACAUCGGUGCCCCGAUGCUGGGCCUCGUUCUCGAGGGACCUCUGAAGAUCGGCAACAUAGUCAAAGACUUCACUGCUCCCCAGGACCGGAUAGCGUUUCUUGAGCGUGCUCCCGCGAACACAAUACCUGGAGUCGAGUUUAGCAAAGGGAAGAUAGAAACCGCGAGACGGGCGUCGAUUCAUGCGGGUUUCUCGGCAAAGCUUUACGAGGUGUUCGGUGCCCAAGGGGAAGCAAGAGGCAGCAGGACGAUGCACACUGUAUACGAUUUCGACGAGAUAAAGUCUCUGUACCUUGCCGAUAACCCCACCGCCAAGGAGAUAGAAGCCCUUCGAAAGUCAAACCCUGAAGUCAAGACAGCACUAGACAGAGGGCCCUUGUACAUCGUAACGGGGUUAAAGGUCGUAAAAGGUCUUAAGUAUACGACUGUACAGCGAACUGACAUACGCGCUGGUGCUGGUGGGCAAGCCACUGUUACUGAGGAGGCUGUAAUAGAGGCCCACUUAGGCGGCGAACAUGGCACGGCAACGCUCGAAAAUUACACCGUGAUUGGUGAUACUAUUAUGGCAUUCCAAGUGCACAUAGUGGCAAAGGAGGGCCGAUGGUGGCCUUUCUCUUCAACACUUGAUUCAAAGACCUUUGAUCCCGAGGACGGAGGUCUUAUGAACUCGAAGGACAGCAAAGGUCCAGCAGACUUAUUCGCAACGGAGGCGGACCAACAACAUAUUGCGUAUUUUAGUGAGCAAGAGGAGUUGGGCGAGGUGGUUGAGGAGGAAUUGGAGGACGAGGACGAGUUAUGGUCACUCCUUGUUAUCCGUUCGUCUUGAGAUAGUCCAAAAAGAACCUCGGACCAGAUCGAACGCGAUGCCGACAUACGGACUCAAAUAUAAAUGAUUUUGUUUUACAAUGCCUUCCCCCUGAGGAUCUCGAAUAAUUAUGCUAUGGCUUCCUUCACACGAAAACAUCAUCUUCU